Messenger RNA from Gadus chalcogrammus (walleye pollock), 1152 nucleotides. It is a transcript of the gene nkx2.4a, whose product is annotated as NK2 homeobox 4a. The transcript has 2 exons. The record is from RefSeq and is a predicted model, not a curated record. Gene Ontology annotation, biological process: regulation of transcription by RNA polymerase II; cell differentiation. NCBI's taxonomy places the organism in Eukaryota, Metazoa, Chordata, Actinopteri, Gadiformes, Gadidae. Gene Ontology annotation, cellular component: nucleus. Gene Ontology annotation, molecular function: DNA-binding transcription factor activity, RNA polymerase II-specific; RNA polymerase II cis-regulatory region sequence-specific DNA binding. The coding region runs from base 1 to 1152 and encodes 383 amino acids.
AUGUCGUUGAGCCCAAAGCAUACAACGCCUUUCUCAGUGACAGAUAUUUUGAGUCCUAUCGAGGAGACCUACAAGAAGUUUAGUGGCAUGGACGGCGCAGGGAACCUAACCUCUCCACUCGGAGCUUACCGGCAGCCGCAGGUGUCUCAGGCAGGCAUGCAGCAGCACUCCAUGGGCCACAACGCCACCGUGGCGACCGCCUACCACAUGCCCCACGCGGUGUCCCAGUUCUCGCACGGAGCCAUGGGGGGAUACUGUAACGGCAGCAUAGGCAACAUGGGGGACCUGCCGUCGUACCAGGAGAGCAUGCGGAACAGCGCGGCGGCGACGGGCUGGUAUGGCGCCAACCCGGACCCCAGAUACUCCACCAUUUCUAGAUACAUGGGACCUUCCACAGGUAUGAACAUGGCCGGGAUGGGGAGCCUCACAGGGAUGUCCGACGCCUCCAAAUCCAUGCCAGCCAUCCACGCGGCGCCCAGGAGGAAACGCCGCGUGCUUUUCUCGCAGGCCCAGGUGUACGAGCUCGAGAGGAGAUUUAAGCAACAGAAAUACCUGUCGGCGCCGGAGCGGGAGCAUCUGGCCAGCAUGAUCCAUCUGACGCCGACCCAGGUGAAGAUCUGGUUCCAGAACCACCGCUACAAAAUGAAGCGGCAGGCCAAAGACAAGGCGGCCCAGCAGCUGCAGCAGCAGGACAGCAGCAGCCUGUGCCAGCAGUCGCAGUCCCCGAGGCGCGUGGCAGUGCCCGUGCUCGUAAAGGACGGCAAACCGUGCCAGAACGGCUCCAACACACCGACACCGGGCCAACAACAACAACAACAACAACAGCAACAACAGCAACAACAGCAACAGCAGCAGCAGCAGCAGCAGCAGCAGCAGCAGCAGCAGCAGCAGCAGCAGCAGCAGCAGCAGCAGCAACAACAGAACGGUUCGGGGAUCGGACUCGGACUCGCCUCGUCCACUAACAGCAUCAACCAGCACCAGCAGAACCAGCAGAACGUCAACGUGUUGGUGCAGCAGGCCCAGGACUUAGACAUGUCCCCCAGUCCUCCCUCACUGCACAGCCAACUGAGCAUGGCUCAGAUGGACAGCUCUGCUGUAGAUUACACCAGCAACAUGGUCAGCUCAAACCUCCUGUAUGGCAGAACGUGGUAG